AUGAUUAACGGCGGGGAAAGGCUGAGGAAGAUGGUAGUGGGCAGCGGGAAUAGUGAGAAGUGGGUUGGGCUAUGGCUUAGGUGA
Molecule: messenger RNA, 84 nt
Organism: Spirodela intermedia
Lineage: Eukaryota; Viridiplantae; Streptophyta; Magnoliopsida; Alismatales; Araceae
Source: the annotation of a GenBank genome assembly